GUGGUAUGAAAUGAAAACAACCCUGUUUCGUUCCUUGUUGAGGACUUGCAGUUUCAGAGUUACGAUUAAAACUGCCUCGUUAAUGGAUGUUUAGGACAAGACAUUGGAAAUAAAUAAUGGACACAACCUCUACAAACGCCACAACAAAAAACAAAUACAAAGGGCAUUACGUGGAAACAAAAUCAAGAAAAAAUGGACGUUAAAUGUGAAAAGAAAUACAAGAAGAAUUAGAAGUAAAGGAAAAUUUGGUAAAACAAGGGGAAUUAAAUAAUAAAAGCGGAACAGACAGACAGGGACAUGAAGACGACUUUAGCUUGCAUCGCGGAAGCGAUUUCUGUAAUCAGGCCAUGGAAAGGCAAGAAGAUAUGAAAGACAAAACAGAUUUUGAGGACUUGGGUUGUGGUAGCGACUUUUGUGUUUCAGACCAACAAGAAGAGACAGAAGAGUUGAAUUGUGGUAGUGACUUCCGAUUAACAAAAUCCUCGCCUGACGAUUCUGAUUUAAGUGUUUCACACAAGCUAAGAUGUACAACGCUUAAUACAGACGAAGCAACGCAGGCACUUUCAAGUCUUCAAAUAAGUGUAGACAAUUUUCUGGAAGAAACAACAGAUGCUCUUUUUCAAUAUAUACACAGUGCAGAUUUCAAGUCGAGGGUUCUCCAAGAUAUUGAAAUACACACGCGCUUUACAAUUGAAAGAGAACUUGAUAGUCGCAUAGAAAAAGCGACUCUUUUUUGGCAACAAGAAAACAUUCCAAGGAUAUUUACAAGCCAUAUAUCACAAACUCUUACAGAAAAUUUCAUUGAAAUUCACAAGUCCUUGCACAACAUUAAGGACAAUAUGAGAGGAUUUAAGUCUCCAUUUGACGUUGAAGACAAACUUGGUUCUGUUCUUCUCUCGUUGGUUGGUACGAGUGGUACCUCCGUCGCUGGAAGCGUGGCAAUGAUGUAUAUGUCUGUAAGUCCUAGGGCUAGACAGGCAUUGGCAGCGGCUGGAGUUGUAAGUGGUCUUGUCGUUACUGGAUUAGUCAUUGGCGUCUUUGAUGACUACGAAACUGUAUUGAAGAAUGCUUACAAAGCUAGAAUUAAUAAGUUAUCAAAGCCCAAAAAAAAGCAAACAUUGCGUAAAACAUACGAAGAAAGAUUUAUAAACAUUAUUCAAAGUUAUCGUGAGGGAUAUUGUUGAUUUGUCGAGAAAUGUUGAAACAACGCAGAGCAAGAUAAAAUAAUUAGUGUUUGAGAAACACUGAUGCUUGUGCGUGACAACUUAUACAUGCACAUAGUGAAGGCUAAACUUUCUCAAAAGCAAAUCAAAUGUACGUUUGUUGGUGCCCACAGUAAGGAUUUCUCACUAGAAAUACAAAUGUGAAAUAUGACGCCCUAGCACCUUAUGUGACCAUGGUUAAAGUUUUUUUCAGUGGGUCAAACUCCAUGGUUAAGGUUAAAGGGUUGUUGUUAUUAAAUGGAAAAUUUCA
Molecule: messenger RNA, 1473 nt
Organism: Saccostrea cuccullata (small rock oyster)
Lineage: Eukaryota; Metazoa; Mollusca; Bivalvia; Ostreida; Ostreidae
Exons: 5
Coding region: 348-1184 (278 amino acids)
Source: RefSeq, a predicted model, not a curated record